AUGGGAGAAUAUGUAAAAGCACUUUCAGCUUAUGAAAAUGCAUUGAAAAUAGAAGAGAAAUCUCUUUUAAUAGAUCAUCCUAAAGUAGCUGCUACAUAUAAUAAUCUUGGAUCAAUACAUAACAAAAUGGGAGCAUAUUCAAUAGCAUUAUCAUGUUUUGAAAAAUCAAUUCAAAUUACAAAAAAGUUUUUGCCAUCAAUACAUCCUGAUUUGAGUGUAACUUAUAGCAAUAUUGGGCUUGUCUAUCAAUCUAUGGGAGAAUAUACAAAAGCACUUUCAUAUUAUGAGAAAACAUUGUCAAUCGACGAACAAUCUCUACCACCCGAACAUCCAACAGUAGCUGUUACCUAUCUUAAUAUUGCCUCUGUUUAUACAUUAAUGGGAGAAUAUUCAAAUGCAGUGAAAUAUUAUGAAAAAGCAAUAAAAAUUCAGGAUAAGUCAUUAUCACCUGAUCAUCCUGCAUUAGCUACGAGCUAUAAUAAUCUGGGUGUGGUUUAUAAUAAAAUGGCAAACUAUUCAACAUCACUUAUCUAUCAUGAGAAAGUUCUUAAAAUACAAUUAAAAUUAAUUCCAAUGAAUUAUUCAACAUUAGCAGUUACUUACAAUAAUCUUGGACAUUUGAGUGAUGCUCUUGGAAAUUAUUCUCAAGCGCUAUUAUACUAUGAAAAAACACUUGAUAUGCAACACAAAUCAUUCCCACCUGAUCAUCCUGACUUUGCAAAUACAUAUAACAAUACAGCCUCAACUAAUAAUUCAUUAGGAGAAUUUGAUAAAGCACUUGAAUAUUACAGAAAAGCACUUGAAAUUCAAGAAAAAUCAGAAUCACCCAAUCAACAAUUAUUAGCUGAUAUAUAUUCUAAUAUUGGUUUAGUUUAUCAAUCAUUAGACGAACAUCUAAUGGCAUUGCCCUAUUAUGAAAAAACACUAGAAUUACAGCGACGAUGUCUUUCCAAUGAACAUCCAUCGUUAGCUAUCACCUACAAUAAUAUUGCUUCAGUUCAUAAUUUAACAGAAGAAUAUUCAAAAUCACUUGCAUAUUAUGAAAAAGCACUUGAAAUUCAAUUGAAAUCAUUACCAUCAGUUCAUCCUGAUUUAGCAACUACUUAUAGUAAUAUUGGUAUGGUAUAUCAAUCAAUAGGAGAAUAUCAUAAAGCAUUGUCAUAUCUUGAAAAAGCACUUGAAAUCGAACAUAAAUGUCUUCCACCCAAUCAUCCUUCGUUCAAUAUUACUCAUUACAAUAUAGCUGAAGCAUUCGAAUAUCUCCAUCGAUAUGAAGAAGCCAUUCAACAUGCACAAUUAGCUGUCGACAUUGCACGUCAAUCUUUUGAUUCUGAUCAUGAUGAAGUUUUAGAAAACGAAGCACUUCUCCAUCGUAUACAACAGAAAUUAAAAGAAACAUCACAUACAAAUGUUUAG
Messenger RNA from Rotaria sp. Silwood2, 1416 nucleotides. NCBI's taxonomy places the organism in Eukaryota, Metazoa, Rotifera, Eurotatoria, Philodinida, Philodinidae. The record is from the annotation of a GenBank genome assembly.